Molecule: messenger RNA, 1345 nt
Organism: Pan troglodytes (chimpanzee)
Lineage: Eukaryota; Metazoa; Chordata; Mammalia; Primates; Hominidae
Gene: DTD1
Product: D-aminoacyl-tRNA deacylase 1
Exons: 6
Coding region: 174-803 (209 amino acids)
Biological process (GO): tRNA metabolic process
Cellular component (GO): cytoplasm
Molecular function (GO): D-tyrosyl-tRNA(Tyr) deacylase activity
Source: RefSeq, a predicted model, not a curated record
CAGGCCGAGAGUGGGCGUGGCCGACGUGGGGUGGGCAGCCGCCGACCGAGUCGGACCGGCCCGUUGGGCGCGCUUCCGGGUGUCACCUCCAGAGGGCGCCGGCUGCGGAGCCGCCCUCAGAGUCGCGAGGCCGGACGCAGCGCGGCGCCGCCCCACUCGCCCCAGCCGCCGCCAUGAAGGCCGUGGUGCAGCGCGUCACCCGGGCCAGCGUCACAGUUGGAGGAGAGCAGAUUAGUGCCAUUGGAAGGGGCAUAUGUGUGUUGCUGGGUAUUUCCCUGGAGGAUACGCAGAAGGAACUGGAGCACAUGGUCCGAAAGAUUCUAAACCUGCGUGUAUUUGAGGAUGAGAGUGGGAAGCACUGGUCGAAGAGUGUGAUGGACAAACAGUACGAGAUUCUGUGUGUCAGCCAGUUUACCCUCCAGUGUGUCCUGAAGGGAAACAAGCCUGAUUUCCACCUAGCAAUGCCCACGGAGCAGGCAGAGGGCUUCUACAACAGCUUCCUGGAGCAGCUGCGUAAAACAUACAGUCCGGAGCUUAUCAAAGAUGGCAAGUUUGGGGCCUACAUGCAGGUGCACAUUCAGAAUGAUGGGCCUGUGACCAUAGAGCUGGAAUCGCCAGCUCCCGGCACUGCUACCUCUGACCCAAAGCAGCUGUCAAAGCUCGAAAAACAGCAGCAGAGGAAAGAAAAGACCAGAGCUAAGGGACCUUCUGAAUCAAGCAAGGAAAGAAACACUCCCCGAAAAGAAGACCGCAGUGCCAGCAGCGGGGCUGAGGGCGACGUGUCCUCUGAACGGGAGCCGUAGCUCAGGAGGCAUAAUUCAGUGUGUCAUUGGGCAGAACUGGAUCCUGAAAAAUUCAAGAUGCUAAGCACCUACACUACUUUAAGAAUUUGGAACUGAAACAUGAAGAGGAAGACAGAAAUAAGAAUUUGGGAACCUGAAUAGCUCUGCAAAAAACACCAAAGGACCGUUUUAUCGUUUUCUGUUGUUGCUGUGGUGGAGUGAUGCAGUGGGCACUGCCGGUGGGCCAGGGGGCGGGUGUGCAUGUGGUAGAAGGUAUGCGCUCGUGCCUCCCCCACAGAAAGGCUUUGUUGGUUUCUACCACAUCUUGGCUUGCUUUUGGAACAGGCUGGCCCGCAUCAUUUGUCAUCAAGUCCACUGUGGUGUAUUCUGCGUGUCCAUGGCGGGGGUUCUCCAAUACACUCACACUGUCCAUGUUCUUUUUAUUGCCAGGGCCCGUGUUGAAGUGUCAAGAGAGCAAUCAUCAAUGAUAAUGUAUUGUGUGAGACCUUUGCAUCUUGUAAAUUUUCUCUUUUUUCUAAAAAUAAAUAAUAAUAAAAUCCUAA